AUGCCAAGUGCUAAAAAGAAGAGAAAAUGUCACACAGAUAAUAAUGUCAAUAGUAAUAUAAAUGCUUUAUCAUUAAAAGAGACAAUCUGUCAAAUCAAAUCAUCCCUAUUUAUUUACAAUUCCAAAAAAAAUACCAAUGAUUCAAACAUAGUUUUACCUAAAUCUCGCAAUCUAUUGAACAGUUUAUUUUCAAAAUUGGCCUUGCAUUUAGUUUCUUCAUAUAAAACCAAAAAAAGUAUACAAGACGGUAAUAUAAUGCUCCCGGAAGUUGAAUAUUUGAAUAUAAUUAACGAAAUCAUAAAAGAUCAUAUAUUAAAUGAAAAAAUGAAAAUCAUGGAAGGUGAACGCAUAAAAUUGGACACUAUAAUAAGCCAUUGGACUAGCUUUACAGAACUGGGAAUUUUUAAUGGAUCUGUAAAAUUAAAUGAGAUUUAUUUACAACAAGUUUUCGAAGAACUUUAUAAGUAUUUUUUAUUUGAAGAAAUUUGUAAAAAAUUUAUCAUUUUUGAUAAAAAUCCUUUUCCAGAAUUUACUAUUGAAUGUGUAAAAGUCUUCAGAUCAAAUGAUUUUGAGUCACAACUUCAGAAUAUUUUUAUAGAAAUUAUUAAAACUAACUGCCAGUAUUUGCUUAAAAAAAACAAUUUUAACUAUAGUUAUGUUUAUAAUAGUCAUUUUCAAAUGGAUAUUUUCGACGAAUUUCAACGGGCAUCACUUUACUUUGAUAACGACAUUAGCUUGCCCACUUUUGUAGAAUUAUAUCUUAAGUCUAUUUUGCCACCCACAAUAAAUCUUUAUGACUUUUUAUUAAAUUGCAUGGGUUGUUAUUUGACGGGUAAAUGUUUUAUUAUAAUAGAUAGUGGGUUUACUUCAACGCUAACAUAUAACGAUCAAAAUAAAACAAAAUGCAAUGAUAUAUUAUUUUUUUUAUUGGAUACAUUAAAUAUUGAUGCAAAAGUGUUUUAUUCAGAGAUAUGUCAUGACACUUUAUGCUAUUCAAUAAAGGACUGGGUAUGCCAAUAUAUAUUUGUGACAUUUUUUCAAAAUUUGGUUCGUCACGAAAAUAAAAAGCUCAAAACUGCAGCUUUAUGUGCCAGUAAAAAAAAUUAUGAAGCAAAAUAUUCGGUUUCAAAAGUUGCCAAGUUACUAUGUGAAAAUAAAACUACGUCUGGGUCAGCAUAUUUUGAUUGGAUAGUUCAAUUACUAGGUGAAAGGGAAAUUUUAGAAAUUAUACAAGAAAGUUUAAAAUACCCUAAGACGCAAAAAUAUAUAAUUAAGCAUGGAAAUAUUUGUGAUACUCUUUUAUUGUACAUAAAAUUUUUUAGAAAUGGGUUGAUAGAAAGGAAAUCGUCAUUCAUUACUUCUCCGCAGUUAUUUUAUAAUGAUAGCAAUUUUGCGGCCUGCAAGGUUCUAACAACAUUAUCUCUAAAGGAUUCGAUUGUAUUUACUACACCCAAUGAGAUUAAUACUGUGAUCAUAAUGGAGGAAUUUCCUCGCUUUCUUCAUAUAAAUAAAUGCAGCCAGCGGAAGGUUAAUUGCCCAGAGGAUUUACAAUCAAUUUUGGAUUCUUUAAAGCAACAAGUUUUGUCAAAAGUUAAAAAAGAGGGAAGGCUUGUAGAAUUCAUACACGAGUUGGGAUCGGGGAUAAUUGAAACGCCGAUUCAUUUACCUAAUAAAGGGGGAGUUUUAAAAUUACAUGUAAAUUUUGUGCAGUACUCUAUUUUAAAUUUAUUUAAUGAAAAGGACAUUUGGAGUGUUGAGGAAGUAAUUGAGAAGGUUAACAUUGAUAAUCAAACAAGUUUAACAAAAGCACUCUACAGUUUAAUGAAGUUAUCACUAGUUAAAUGUACGCAAAAUAAAGAUGCUCAGAUAUUUGAGUUAACAAUGGAUCAAGUAGAUCUGCAUAAAGUCGCUAUGCUUGUUGAUAAGGAUAAUGUAUUGAGGGUCCCAUAUAACAUUCAGUUGUGA
Molecule: messenger RNA, 1965 nt
Organism: Saccharomycodes ludwigii
Lineage: Eukaryota; Fungi; Ascomycota; Saccharomycetes; Saccharomycodales; Saccharomycodaceae
Exons: 1
Coding region: 1-1965 (654 amino acids)
Source: RefSeq, a predicted model, not a curated record